This is a messenger RNA of Nannospalax galili (Upper Galilee mountains blind mole rat), 3088 nucleotides long. RefSeq names its product FA core complex associated protein 100 (gene Faap100). The coding region runs from base 1 to 2640 and encodes 879 amino acids. The record is from RefSeq and is a predicted model, not a curated record. The transcript has 10 exons. Gene Ontology annotation, cellular component: nucleoplasm; Fanconi anaemia nuclear complex. Gene Ontology annotation, biological process: interstrand cross-link repair. Lineage: Eukaryota; Metazoa; Chordata; Mammalia; Rodentia; Spalacidae.
AUGGCGGGCGCUGCUUCCCGCGUGCACUACUUGACGGACUUCUGCUGCCCGCUGGGGGGUCCGGCGGCGGGCAGGCCCCGCGUGCUGUGCCACGAGCCGGAGGUCUUCCUGUCCACCGGGCGCGAGUUCGUCUACGUGUACGACCAGGAGGGCGGGCAACUGACGGCGGUGUUCCAGUUCCCCGACCAGGUGUGGCACCUGCAGCUCCUGGCCCCCCGCCGGGCGCUCUACGUCCUGUGUGCCCGGACCGGACUCUACUGCCUGGCGCUGGACUCCCUGAGCAGGUCUCUGAGCCAGGCCUCUGAGGACAAAGAGGAUGAGGAUCUUCCUUCCCCUGUGAUCCCUGUGGACCCAGAUGCCUGUGUGCUCCCUGAUGCCACACUCUGUGCCUUCACUGUGGUGGAGGACAUGCUUAUCACCCUGGUGCAGGGCCCCACCCAGUGGAAGAUGCAGCUAUUUGAGCGUCCCUGUCCAGGAGAGGAGCCCCGGCCCGAAGGCCAGAUUGGUGAGGUGGAGUUGUCCACCUGCACACCCCCAGGUGGGGUCCCAGGGAAGUCUGCAGCCCCCUGCUUCCUGCCAGUGCUGUGCUGUGUGUUGCCACCAGGCUCCCGGGCACUUCACGGCCAACCCCAGGGCUUCGAAUGCUUCAUGUUGGAGGAGGCUCUGUUUGGUUUGCUCUUUGGAGCUGAUGCUACUCUCUUGCAGUCAGCUGUGAUCCUCUGUGGUCUCCCUGAUGGCCAACUUUGCUGUGUUGUCCUGAGGGCCUUGGUCACUUCCAGGUCAGCCCCUGGUGACCCAAAGGCCUUGGUCAAGAUCCUCCAUCACCUGGAGGAACCUGUGGUCUUCAUUGGGGCAUUGAGGACAGAGCCACAGCCUGAGGAAGCUGCAGGAGGGUUGCUGCCUGGUGAGGAUGUGCACUCUGAUUGCCUGGUGGCCCUUGGCCACCAGGGCCGGACACUGGCCAUCAAGGCCAGCUGGAACAACUCAGGGAAUCUGGUACCAGAACUUCGAGAAUACUGCCUUCCGGGACCUGUGCUCUGUGCUGUCUGUGAUGGGGAUGGCCACAUGUACCACAGCACACCCUCAGACCUCUGUGUGGUAGACCUGACUCGGAAUGGCAUCUCCUGGAACCUGGAGAAACCUGACCAGGCCAUAGGAGGUCUUCCGUCCACGCUGUGCCCAGACAGCUUGAACAUCUGCAGUGUCGUCACUCUCUGUGUGUCAUCAAGGGCACCUACAGGUGGUACUGAGCUCCUGGCCCUGUCUGCCAAAGGCCGCCUGAUCACCUGCAGUCUGGACUUGAACUCAGAGGAGCCUGGUCCUGCCAGAAUGACCAUGGCAAAUGCAGGCCAGAAAAUUAAGGAGCUGCUCCUGGACAUUGGCGAUGUCUCUGAGAGAGUGUCCUUUCUGAAGAAAGCCGUGGACCAGCGCAACAAGGCCCUAACAAGUCUCAAUGAAGCCAUGAAUGUGAGCUGUGCCCUGCUGUCCAGGCAGGAGGGCGCCCGGCCCAUCUCGUGCACCACCACCAUCGCCUGGAGCCGCCUGGAGCUGCGGGACGUGCUGAUGGCCACCUGCGUGCUGGAGAAUGGCAGCAGCUUCAGCCUGGAUCAGGGCUGGACCUUGUACAUUAAGGUGCUUACUAGCUCCUCUGCCUUGGACCUGGAUGGGGCUGGCUCAACUUUCACCUACACCAUACCAGUGGACAGACUCAGCCCAGGCAGUCGGCGGGAGGUGACGCUGCCCCUGGGCCCUAGCGAGAGCGGCGUGCUUGACCUGCCAGUGACCGUGUCCUGCUGGCUCUUCUACAGUCUCAGGGAGGUGGUGAGUGGGGCCUUAGCCCCCUCCGACCCCCUAGAGAUCCCCUAUCUGGAAGAGUACCCCCUUAACCUUCCCAAGCAGGAGGUUGUUUGUCUGCCCCUGUGUAAGCGCACAGUGGACAUGCUGCAGUGCCUGCGCUUUCCCAGCCUGGCCUCAUCACCCGCACAAGCGUCCUGCCUGCCUGGCCCUGUCCGUGAGCAUGUGGAAACCUUCCUGGAGACCUGCCAAGCCCCUCACAGUGAUCUAGCUGGCCCAGCCUCCCUGCGGGCCAAAUACCUGCCCCCAUCCACAGCCUCCAUCAGGGUGUCAGCGGAGCUGCUCAGGGCUUCCCUGGAGGACGGUCACUCAGGCUUCUCCCUGUGCAGCGCCACCUUGCAGUGGCUCCUUGCUGAGAAUGUGGCUGUAGACGUUGUGAGGGCCAGCGCUCUAUCUUCCAUCCAGGGAGUUGCUCCAGAUGGCACUGACUUUCACCUCAUUGUCCGUGAGGUGGCUGUGACUGAUCUGAGCCCCGCAGGGCCCAUCCAGGCUGUGGAGAUCCAAGUGGAGAGCUCCUCUCUAGCUGACAUGUGCAGGGCACACCAUGCCAUCAUCAGACGCAUGCAGACAAUGAUCACAGAGCAAGCAGCCCAUGGAUCCAGCCCACCUGAUCUCCGCAUGCAGUAUCUCCAUCAGAUCCACGCCAACCACCAGGCCUUGCUUCGUGAGGUGCAGACACUGCGUGACCAGCUGUGCACAGAGGACGAGGUCAGCUCCUACACUGCAGCCCAGAAGCUCCUGCAAGUGUACAAACAGUUGCGCAACCCUAGCCUUGUCUUGUUGUGACCAGCUGCUGGCCAGCUCCAGGUCACUACUGGACAUGCCUCCUGCCAGUGUGUUGGGGUUUUUCUGGCAGUGCCCCUCCACUGGAACCUCUGCACCCCAGAUGGGAAGCAUCAUUGUCCAAGUAGGCGGGCCGUGGACACAUGGUUUCUGGGGUCUGGUCUUGUGGGUUUGGACUUACUGCUGAUCCCCCCCACACACAUCCCAGGAGUGCUCACUGCAACCAAAGCACAAAGACUGGCUCAGGCUGCCUCCAGCACUGUGCUGUUUUUUGGGUCACCUGUGGGCGGGGCAGCCCCAUGUUCCAGCCUCCUUUCUCCGCUGGGCAGUGCCUGGCUGCUGGUGCUGAUUUCACUAUGGGAGAGGCGCAUGUGUGGACUUUGUGGAGUUUUGUGUCCACUCCUGUUGAGUUCUGAGAGGUGCUGGGUUGACAAGCUACCCUUUGCACUAA